AGAUAGUGGAUUGAUUAAAAAAAAAAACAAGAAUGUGGGUGUAUGGGAUAGUGAACGAGGGAACUGGGUUAAUUGAAGAGCUUGAAAUCUAUGGAUGAUUCUCAUCGAAGAGAGAGAUCUUCAAAUCUUCAGCGUAGAUCCGAAGAUGAAAGCCGCGAAGGUGGCGAUGCAACCGACGGCGAGCGAAGGAGAGACCGCAGAUCCGAAGAUGAAAUCCGCGAAGGUGUGUAGACAUUGGUGCUAACACGUCUGCCGAAGGUGGUGGUGAAGAUGAGGGUGACUGUGUUGGUUAUGCUGGGCUGCUGCUGUGUAUGGUAUGUACAUGGAGUGAGUGAGAAAGGUGGCUGGGUUUGCCGUGUGUUCUGCUAUGGUCUGUAAACUUGGUUAACAAUGGCUUCAAGAUUGUGGGCUUCAAGGGUUGCUUCACAGCUCAGGAUCUCAGUCUUCAACAGAGGAUUUGCUUCUGUUGUGAAGGACUUUAAGUAUGCCAACUCUCAUGAAUGGGUGAAAGUCGACGGUAAAUCUGCAACUGUAGGCAUAACUGACCAUGCUCAGGAUCACUUGGGCGAUGUUGUGUAUGUUGAAUUACCGGAAGUCGGGGUUGCUGUAACCCAGGGUGGCAGUUUUGGUGCAGUUGAAAGUGUUAAGGCCACUAGUGAUAUUUACUCUCCUGUUUCAGGACCUCCUUUUGAUAAGAAGCUGUUCGUUGCAUAUAUAAAGAAGUACAUCAAGUUGUUGACACCCAAGCUGGAGGGAGACAAGCAAGAGGAAUGUAAGAAGAAGAUGCAGAGGGUCGGAAGGGAUGAUGCCAACGAAGGUAUAAAGAAGAAGAACACAUCAGCAGCUGUGAAUGAUUAUUGA
Messenger RNA from Camellia sinensis, 861 nucleotides. The record is from RefSeq and is a predicted model, not a curated record. NCBI's taxonomy places the organism in Eukaryota, Viridiplantae, Streptophyta, Magnoliopsida, Ericales, Theaceae.